Messenger RNA from Eriocheir sinensis (Chinese mitten crab), 1068 nucleotides. Its product is annotated as nuclear migration protein nudC-like. Gene Ontology annotation, cellular component: cytoplasm. The record is from RefSeq and is a predicted model, not a curated record. The transcript has 6 exons. Lineage: Eukaryota; Metazoa; Arthropoda; Malacostraca; Decapoda; Varunidae. Bases 83 to 1066 code for a protein of 327 amino acids. Gene Ontology annotation, biological process: protein folding.
GUGUUUGUUUACCUUCAGCGGCGGGCAAGGAGGCGGCGGUCAAGCUCUCAAAUUUUCAUCCUUUUUCCCUUUUUCUCCCAUAAUGGCGGACGGCGAGGAGAAAUUCGACGGCAUGCUGCUAGCUAUGGCCCAGCAGCACACGGGCGGCGUCAUUGAGCUCCUGGACACCUUCUUCAGCUUCAUGGCCAGAAAGACGGACUUCUACACUGGGGCGCCCAAGGAGACCAGCGAGAAGAUGGUCCUGGAAAAAUUCAAGAAAUACCAAAAACUCGCAUUUGCCGAACAUGACAAAAAGAAAGCAGAGAACGAGGAGAGAGAGAGGAGGAAGCAGGAGAGGUUGAGGAAGAAGAAGGAGGAGGAGGAGGAGGAGGAGAGGAAGAGGAAGGGAGGAGCGGAGGAGCCAAAGAUUAAGGAGUUGACGGAGGAGGAGGCGAAGGAGCUGGAGAGGAAGCUGUUGAAGGACACGACAGCAGCGCCAGACACGUCCACAAAGGAGGAAGAUGUUAAAGAGAAGGAAGGAGAGAUUGAGAAGAAGAAGGAGGAGAAGGAGGAGGAGAAGAAGGAGGAGGAGGAGGACGACGAGCAGAACAAAGGAAAGAUUAAACCCAACGCAGGGAACGGAGCGGACCUUGAAAAGUACCGGUGGACGCAAACACUACAGGAGGUUGAGGUUGUGAUUCCCCUGCCCAUCAAGGUGAAGAGCCGGGACGUUGUGGUGGAGUGGGGGCGCCGCACCCUCAAGGCAGGCCUGCGCAACGCCCCGCCCAUCGUUGAGGGGGAGCUGUACAACGAGGUCAAGGUGGAGGAGUGCAAUUGGUAUCUCGACAAUGGCAACACUGUCACCCUGUCCCUGGAGAAGAUCAACCGCAUGGAGUGGUGGUCCAAGCUGGUGACCUCCGACCCCGAGAUCAACACCCAGAAGGUCAACCCAGAGCCCUCCAAGCUGGGUGACCUGGAUGGGGAGACCCGGGGCAUGGUUGAGAAAAUGAUGUAUGACCAGCGCCAGAAGGAGAUGGGACUACCAACAUCCGAUGAGCAGAAGAAGCAGGAUGUUUUGAAAAAGUGAGA